Messenger RNA from Cercospora beticola, 1863 nucleotides. RefSeq names its product FAD-binding oxidoreductase. Lineage: Eukaryota; Fungi; Ascomycota; Dothideomycetes; Mycosphaerellales; Mycosphaerellaceae. Gene Ontology annotation, molecular function: oxidoreductase activity; FAD binding. The record is from RefSeq and is a predicted model, not a curated record.
AUGUUAGCUACCACGCUGUUUGCCGCAGUGGCAUUUGGCGGUUAUGCCAAUGCCAGAGUCUUUGCCCGCCAGCCGGGACAGUUCGAAAGCUGCGUGGCCCAGGCCGUGGGUAACAAUGCUCAGCUCUAUGCUGUACCAACCGGAGCGAACUACAACACCUCCUUGAACGUCUACAACUUGGACCACAUCUACACUCCAUCUGCGAUCGCUUUCCCAACCAGCGCGGAGCAAGUCGCAGCCUUGGUGAAAUGCGCAUGCUCAUCGGGCGUGGCCGUACAGUCACUGUCCGGAGGACACAGCUACCUGAACUUCGGUUUGGGAGGACAAAACGGCUCGCUUUCGAUCCGUCUAGCCAACAUUAACCAAACCUCAUAUGAUGAGUCUGCAAACCGACUCACUUUUGGCACUGGAAACCUGCUCUCUGGACUCACCACAGCUCUCCAAUCGGCCAACCGCACCGCUGCUUACAGUGGUAUCGGUUCUAUCGGUACAGGUGGUCACUUCGCUAUUGGUGGACUGGGUCCCCUUUCCCGCCAACACGGUCUUGCCGCUGAUCAGGUGGUCGAAGUCGAGGUGGUGACAAAGGAUGGCCAAAUCGUCAAAGCAUCUGAGGAUGAGAACGAGGACCUUUUCUGGGCUGUACGUGGUGCUGCUUGGUCUUUUGGUAUCGUUACCUCGAUCACCAUCGACACAGUCCCAGUGGUCUCAUCGACCUCAUACUCGUACAUUAUCCCAGGUAAUGCGUCGACCCUCGCGUCUGUCGUGUCUGCAUGGCAGGACAUUGUCUCGAACGAGAACUUGCCCCGGGAGUUUGGCUCUACUGUCUACAUCUGGGAGGGCUUCGUCCUGAUUACUGGAUCGUACUUCGGCUCUCAAGAGGAUCUUGAUCGCGUCGGUCUGGAUGCUUUUACCCAGAAUGCCAUCCCAACGAGCGAUGCGCUCAACGCAUUGGACUCACUGAAUGUCACGGCCGCUGCGAGCCUGCUUACCAUCCUCGAUGACGCUGGACUCCUCGAUGCCAUCAUCAGUCUCCCACGCGAAGACAUCUACCGCAUCUUCCAAGGCAUCCUCCAGAUCCUUCCAACAAUCGAGACCGGCAACUUGACAGCGAUUCAACAGGCAGCAACUGCCACUAACAGCACUCUCCUUGGUGCUGCCUUCGCUUUCCUGCCCGCCAACACCACUCAAGCCCUCUUUGGCAACCUCACUUCCUCCGGUGUUCUGGACCUUCUCAGCAACCAGACUACGCUCACUGAGCUGGCACCUCUGCUCCUGAACAUCAACUUCACGACCAUCGUCGAACUCGUAGACCAAGUCGAAGAGGCAGGUUUCCUCCAGCUCCACGGCAGCGGAUCAGCCAAGCUUUCCGAGCUCUUCUCCGUCCUCUUCACUUCCCAUCUUCCAACUCACUUCUACUCCAAAUCCCUCAAAUUCACCGAGGACACACUGCCUUCCACUCAGACCACUGGAGAAGUCGUCGAAUACAUCCUCAGCAACACCACCGACCGCGGCACGCUUCUCUGGUUCGUCAUCUGGGAUCUUGGUGGAGGAGCAAUCAACGACCCAGCUCAAGAUGAUACUGCAUACUGGCACCGUGACGCUUUGAUCUGGUUGCAAAGCUACACUGUCAAUCUCGCUGGAGCGGUCAGUGCUACACAGAAGGAAUUCUUGACCCAGGUCAACGAGAAGUAUCAGUCCCUGGUUCCAGGUGUCGAUGAUAGUGCUUAUGCUGGUUACGUUGAUGAUGCGCUUACGGACCCGGUCAAGAGCUACUGGGGAGGUAAUGUGGAGAAGCUGAAGCAGAUCAAGGCGAAGUAUGACAGCAGUAACAUUUUCCGCAAUGGACAGAGUAUUACGGCAUAA